AUGUUCUCCGUGCAGGGCAGUCUGGAGAUGUUCGCGGGUCUGGGUCUGAUCCUCGGCCCCCCGGUGGGGGGGUGGUUCUACGAGUCCUUUGGGUACGAGGUUCCCUUCUUGCUGCUGGGGGGGCUGCUGUUCCUCAUGGUGCCCUUCAACAUCCUGGUGCUGCCCAACAUCCAGUCUGAGCCGUCGAAGGACUCGCUCUUCGGCCUGCUGAGGAAGACGAAGAUCUCUCUGAUCUGCUUCGUCAUCUUCACGGUCAGCUCCGGACUCGGGUUCCUCGACGCGGCGCUCUCUCUGUUCGCCAUCCAGACG
Molecule: messenger RNA, 309 nt
Organism: Notothenia coriiceps (black rockcod)
Lineage: Eukaryota; Metazoa; Chordata; Actinopteri; Perciformes; Nototheniidae
Gene: slc18b1
Product: solute carrier family 18 member B1
Exons: 2
Biological process (GO): transmembrane transport
Molecular function (GO): transmembrane transporter activity
Source: RefSeq, a predicted model, not a curated record